Ectocarpus sp. CCAP 1310/34 is the source of this 2266-nucleotide messenger RNA. NCBI's taxonomy places the organism in Eukaryota, Phaeophyceae, Ectocarpales, Ectocarpaceae. The record is from the annotation of a GenBank genome assembly.
AUGGUGAAGACGUCGUCGUGGAGGGGUGUGUGGAAGGCCCUCGUCAACCCUGCAGACGGUUCAUGCGGGCUCUACAGCAUGCUGCAGCUUUUGUUGAUGAACAAGCGCAGCAUGUCUGCGUCGGGCGCCGAGUGGGCAAUCCGUCGUGCCGCUGGUACGCCGGAAAUGCGUGAGCUGCUGAUGUUGUGCCGCCGGAGCAUCGUGAACUACGUUCGCGCCUCCCCAGACUUCGAGCUAUUUUUCGACGACGAGGGGCGUGCCAGCACGGACAUCUUCACCACGGCCGAACUAAUAUCUCUGGUCGACUGGGAAGGGGCCAUCCUCAAAGAGGGGAGCUACAUCGACGGCAUCGCCGUCUUGGUGCUGGGUCGCAUUUUCGGGAUACCAAGUGUGAGGAUCGUCCACGAGGUCUCCUGUGGCGGUUUGGCGGAUCAUUUUUCCCCCGUUGAUCCGGUGAAGGCGACCGGCCAGCCCACUGUUCUACACUCCGGUGGGACACACUUCGAGGCCGUGGUCCCAAUUGCUUACGAUGCAGACACCGAGGUUUCCGCUGAAAACGACCUGGGUUCGGCCAUGGAGUUUUGCAGGCAGGCGCUCGACCGUCACGCCGACGAUCCCGUUGACGACGGCGCGUUCGUGAAUGCCGUGAUCUCAUUCGUCCGCCACAUCCCUCGCAGCACCGGGACCAAAAAAAGGGCUUUGUCGACUCGCGGCAUUCACAAGUUGACCCGCGGACGCAGGCCGCUUACGCGCGGUCGUCUUUCUCGCUUUCGCGACUCAUGCCGUGGGCUACGAAGCAUAAGGGGAGGUGAAGAUUUUGACGUCUCAGGGGCUCCGGUGAUCGAGGGAGCUGCGACUCAGGAUGCAUCGCAAGGAAAAAGGCCUGCUUCUCCCGUUACGGGUGUCUCUUCUACCCCUCCUGUUGGUGCUCCUCCUCGCGACCCCUCCUCUUCUUCGCCCAUCUUCCUUGGAAUUGAGACCCUUGAGGGCGGCCCAGGCUCGGCUACUACCGCCAUCCAACCUUCGGCGCCUAGGGAUGUCCAAGGCCCUUCAUUGGAGAGCGCUCUGACUACGACAGUCCAACUCGUCGGCGUUAACGCGAAGGCUAUUGAGUGCCACAGGAUCGACAUUGAGAGCAACAGGAGCGGAAUUGUCAGAAACGCAAUCGCAGUGGAGGAGACCAAGAAAGAUGCGGAAGAGAUCAGAAAGGAAGUGCGAGAGGCCAUGAGAGAAGUGCGAGAGAUCGCCGAAGGACAGCGAGAAAACAAUCCAAGGACUCAAAGCAUGCAAAAGAUGUACGUCUCCGACAAGUUCGUUGGACAACUAGGGGAAACGUUCAUGCCUUUUUUCCAUCUUUUGUUCGACCCGAGCACGGGAAACAAUGGAUGGUGUCCUGUCAUAUUUAAGGAUCAUAAGAACGACACGCUUGAACUUGUCGUGAUUUCGGUACAAUGUUGCCAGUGCUUUUACGGCGAAGAAAGGCGUAAGAGCGAACAGGAUAAGCAGUCUUGUCAGUCGUGGUUGCUUGGUCCAACGUUCGAGCAGGCAACAGGUUUUACUUGUGCAGAUGAGCUCAAAGCUUAUCAGCUUUCGGGGUUUAAAUUCCUCGGCGCCGGCCCAAGGAUGAACAACAACCGAUCCGAUAACAAAAAGAGGUUCAUCAUUUGUUGGGCUAAUUGGUUUAAAAAUGUAUUACUAGCUUAGAUAUCUACCGCAUUUCCCAAACGUCCACGUGAACGUAAUUUCAACGUUGGUGGUAAACAGCCGAACUACAAAGCCCUAGGCACGGAUUUUGGUUUUAGGAGUGUUAGUAGGACCAUGGACAAGCGUCAUCUCAACGACUUUUCAACCGGGCCGAUUGUCCAACUUGGCGGAGCAAGUAUUCCCGAGCACGAGAAGCUCAAGCUUCCCGUGCUAGGCGAGCCCUGGGUCAAAGAGUGGUAUACGCCGUUCAUCAGGAGGUUUUUUGGUAUACCGAGACAUCUUCUAGGCAAGAAACAUGUGGUAGGCGGGGUAGUGAGGGCGGAUUCGGUCUCAGUGACGUCGCACUGUAUAGGCGCUUCAGACUACUGGAGGCGUCAGGACCAUCAGGCGCGAAAGAGGUCCAAAAGAAACGAAGCUCGGCUAUCUGCUAGUAGAAAGAAUGGAAGAUUCUCUGGUUCAGAUUUAUGAGAUACGUAAGCUUUUGUAUCGCUUGUCUAAGAGGGAGGGUUACGUGCCUGCCGCUGUUUUUUAGUUCUUAAAAAACUACUUUGCAGCGGAAAUG